Dromiciops gliroides (monito del monte) is the source of this 6281-nucleotide messenger RNA. It is a transcript of the gene IGF2, whose product is annotated as insulin like growth factor 2. The record is from RefSeq and is a predicted model, not a curated record. Gene Ontology annotation, cellular component: extracellular region. NCBI's taxonomy places the organism in Eukaryota, Metazoa, Chordata, Mammalia, Microbiotheria, Microbiotheriidae. The transcript is spliced from 4 exons. The coding region runs from base 908 to 1585 and encodes 225 amino acids. Gene Ontology annotation, molecular function: growth factor activity; hormone activity.
GGGGAUUCGCAGCGUCGACUCACCACCUUCGCGUCGCCGCCGCCUUCCCAGCCCAUCCGACGACGCGGGCGCUGCCCCCGCCGCACUUUCCAUCCUGCAGGCUCCCGGCGCCCCUCCGUCAAUCAACGUCCUUCCCCCUCCCCCUCCCCUUCCCCCUCCUUUUUUUUUUUUUUUGCUGCUAAUUGGGGCUUCUGUGCGGAACGCCGUACUGCCUUUUCCUUAACUACCUCAGCUUUCAUCCCAGUCCACCUCCCUUAAAGGGAAAAGGCAGGUUCCGCCUCCAGAGGUCUCAUCUCCUUCCCCGCCCUCAGUCCGCCCCACAGUAUCCCCCAAAUUGCAGCCCAUGUUCUUUUGAGCCUGACUCCGGAGGCGGAGGAUUCAGGCUUUCGGGGAGCCUAGUACAGGGCGUCCCCCGACGUGGGAGGUAGUUUGGUCCCCUUCCCCUGCCCUUAGCUUAAAUUGCUGUCUUCCCUCCCCACCCCUUGCACCCUUCGCCCUUUCACCCCCUUCCCCUUCCUAAGUGCCCCCCCCGGUCCUCCCCGCCCUGAUCGUCCCGCCCCUGUCUGCCCGCACCCUCUGCCCUCGCCCUCUCUAUCUGUCUCCUUUUCUCUCCCCCCUCUGCCCCCUCUGGCUUCGCUCGCUCGCUCGCUCGCCGCUCUCGCUCACUCUCUGUCGCCUUUGCACUGUCUUUCUGUCUGACUGUCUUCUGCUCCUUCUGUCCACUACUCUUCAAAACCCUCUUCACUAUCUCCCCAAACUCAUCCAAAAACAACAAGUCAACCCGCCCCGCCCCAAAGCCCGUCCACUCGAAUAUAAAAAAAAACAACAAAAAGACAAAAAAAACUAACUACGCCCCCAAUAUAAAAAGCCAGAACCAGCCUGACCCGAAUCCAAAAUUCGACCAACGAUGAGAUUUCGUCAGCGAGGGAACAUGGCGAGAGGAGUCGCUUCAGGGUCGGCGGACGCGAGUGUCAGCACCCUACAACAGUCCCGCAGCAAGGAGGUGGGGAGUAGCAGGAGCAGCUUUGAGAUGGGUUUCCCAAUGAAGAAGAUGCUGCUGUUAUCACUCACCUUUUUGGCCUUUGCCUCGUGCUGCACCGCUGCUUAUCGCCCCAGUGAGACCCUUUGUGGUGGGGAGCUGGUAGACACCCUCCAGUUUGUGUGUGGCGACCGCGGCUUCUAUUUCAGCCUUCCUGGCAGGCCCCUGAGCCGCGUGAGCCGACGCCUGAAUCGCGGCAUCGUGGAAGAGUGCUGUUUCCGCAGUUGUGACUUGGCCCUGCUGGAGACCUACUGUGCCACCCCCGCCAAGUCUGAGCGGGACCUAUCCGCCUCCAUGAUGGUGCUCCCGGAAAACUUCCCUAGAUUCCCUGUGGGCAAGUUCUUCAAGCUUGACACCUGGCAGAAGUCCGCCCAUCGCCUCCGGAGGGGCCUGCCUGCCCUCCUCCGUGCCCGCAGGGACCGGCUGAGAGCCCAGGCGCUGGAAGCGAUCAGAGAGGCCAAGCGUCACCGUCCCCUGAUCACCCUGCCCAGCGAAGACCCCAUCCGUACGGAUGCCUCAUCUGAAAAACCUGCCAAUCAGAAGUAGACCUGGGGGCCUGUCGUCCUGCCACUGGGGUUCAAUUCCUCUUCAUCUAUGCUCUCUCCUUUUCUCUCUUAACAUAUUUGGCCUCUCUUCUUCCAAAGGUGUUUUUUUUUUUCUGUAACCCUGCCCCCCCCCCGCCCUCGCCGUGUACCACCCACACCCCUUCCCCCUCACCCUGAAGCCGAGGGACUUUGAGUAGCUGCCUCCUUGCCCUCUCCAGGCAGCGACCCACCAACAAUCCCUUUGAUGUCCACAGGGCGGGCCGCCAUCUUGUCCCCUGGUGACACCAUUAGUUCAGGGGCUAUCCUGUCGAUAGGAUUGUUCAAAAAGCCAACACCCAAAGGCCCCCCCAGGCUCAGCUGGCUCACCAGCUCCCCCUCCUCUCCUCCCCACUCUCCUCUGAGCCCAGGCUCCUCAGUCAGAUUGGCCUUGGGCUGGGACAUGGGCUCCAACACCAGCAACAGGAGAGAGAGGGGCUGUGGGCUGUGCCCUGGAGGGGCUCCUGCUGGGAGCUCAGCCAGGGAGGGCAGACCCCUGAGCCUUGGUUAUCGACAUGAUUCCCCCCACCCCGAUUCGUUGGGGAUUCUCCUAAUUGGCACGUUCUCAAACUCAGCCCCCAACCCACCCCGUUUUUUGAACCAACCUCAUGUUCUCUGCUCCUUUCCCGCCAUCUACCAUCACCUAGGAGGAAUCCCCAAGCUGACAGUGGAUCUGCAGGUUUCUGGUUCACUCACUUUUCUGCCUAACUACAAAAUCCCGUGCCUACUUGCACCUUUUAAUCAUCCCAAAGUGAGAGAGAGGCAGAGAGUAGACUAAAAAUAGAGAUUGGAGCAGUCGGGCCGGGGUCCCCUGCCCACAGCUGCGUUUGCUGGGGUUCACCCUGGUCUAACCCAGGUGUAGACCCUAUGUCAUCUUUCAGCAAAAGAGCUCAGUCUGUGCCGAGUCCAUCCGGGGGACCCUGGCCCUCCUCCAUCAGUGUUUAAUGGUGCUAAAGUGAGUUGGCCAGGACAGAAGGGGAAGGAACACCUCAUCAGAGAAGGACGAGAGGAUGAUACUGACGGCCCUGCGCAGCCCGCUUUUCCUUUGGAGAAAGGCAGGAGGAUGCGCUUGUCUCUUCCUGCUUCUGAGGAGCACGGUUUGGUGAGCUCUUCGACACAUUCCUCAUCACACAGACACCAGUACACACGCAUGCACACACGCACACAUGCACACACGUCCACCGGUGUGCACGAGCACACACACUCACUCCACUCACACUCCUAAGCACACACGCAUCCAUGCAGACACUCACACAUCUCCAUGAAGAGCUGCCAGACUUCGGCAGACACCCCAGGGUGGGCGCCCUCAGGAUCUGGAAGCCACCAGGUAUUCUUGGGCUUCUGUGGCAGAUGGUUCAUCCUCUUAGACUUCCCCCUUCCCCCUCAGAGGUCCCGCCAACUCCCUUCUCUCACACAGCAGGUAGCUUUUUUUUCCAUAUUUUUCGUCAGUGCCGUUCUGUAUCGUGCUUUACCUCCAACAAUCAGUCCCCUGGCCUCCUCCCCGCCCCCACCCCCAGCGCCUCUAGUCCCCUCCCCCCAUUCCUCCCCUGGUCCUGCCCCUUCUCGAAAGGUUGUGGGUCCGGUCAGGCUGAGUGUGCGGAGGAGGGAGGACUCCUUCCCUUAAGCCUAGUUUUCUUAAGGGUGGGAUUCCUCUUCUUGGGGCGACCCCAAAAGCCAGAGCUGGGGGUGGCAAGAGGCUCCAUCCUUUUGAUUUGGACCAUUUCGCUUCCCAUUUGGCCAGCAGGCCCUGACCGAGGAGGCAUUACCUCCUGGGGGUGCGCUCCGGCCAGCUCUCCUCCUGGGGGGGAGGGGGCAGGCCGGGGUGAGAACCAGAACUCUGCCCCUCGCCUGGGCUCCCAAUCAUGCCCCCCAAAAAUAGCCAGACAGUCAACUACCUUCCUGCCCUCCUGUGCCGGUCUGAGGGGCGUCUGCCAGUCCCCCUCACCCCCCCCAUCACUUUUGGUCUGUUUCUCAGUGCACCAUUGAGCCAAUACAUGCCCUGAACAGAAUGGCACAAACUCGUACAACAACCAAAAACCUUGGGGAAGGUCAGCUCCUUUUAUUUAUUUGGUAACAGAGGGAUGUUCAAGCAAGCGAGGAAUGAGAUUGGUCCAAAACAGGUGGAAGAGAGGCCUCCCAAGCCUCCUGAGGUCCCCAGGCUUCGAAACUAGGGCCCUUUGGCCCCCAACAGACACCUGAAGCUUCAUCCCUGUGUCCCUGCAGCUAUUCUCCAAAGACAGCUCCCCAUUCCCCCAAACUGGGCUGGGGAGGCCAGCAGGAGCAGGCCAGGGAUGAAGCAGUGGGAGGAAGAGAAUGGGUGUGGAUUUGUGGUGGGAGGGAGGGAGGGGGGGUUUGGUUUUUUUUUUUCUUUUUGUUGUUUUUUCUUUUUUUUCUUUUUUGGAAGAGCGAAAAGCCAGAGAGAGUCAUGAAUGAAUCACAGAUUGCAGGUCUAAAACCCAGGAGAGCAAAUUUUCAAAUUUAUAUCAACUUUUUUUCUCACUGGGGUAUUUUUUCCUUCUCUCUUUUUUUUUUAAAGGCAACGUAGUUUUGCUUUAAGGCAAGCACCAAACAGCUUGGAUAGUUUUUGCUUUGAACCAAAAAAAAAUAAUAAAACUAAAAAUAAAAGCUUAAAAAAAGUUAAAAGAAUUUUAAAAGCCCAAAAAAAGGGGAGGCUUAUACAAAAGAUGCUCCUUACCAUCUCAAGGGAGGGGGCUGAAGCUGUCGCCCAGCCCUUCCAGAGGGUCUUGUUGCCUCCUCAUAUAUUCGCAUAUAAUCAUUUGUUUCUUAUUAACCUUAAUGGAGCUGAGAGCCAGCCCGGAGGGAGCGUGCGCCUCCCUCGGAGAUACCAGGAUAGGGAUGUCUCAUAGCGGGACAGCCCAGGCCUCCUCCACCGUCUGCUUCUCACGGAGAAGAGGCCCCCCCGAGGCCUGCUGGGAAGCCUUUUUUCUUUUCAUUUUCUUUUCUUCUAUUGCUUUCUCCAGCACUCAGGGCUGAGAGCACGGUGGGGGCCAUAUUGAUCUGUGUGUGACUUUGUGAAGUGUUGUUACUAUCCUGGAUGUUUGUAAGGGGGAGGGGGCAGACAAUGAGAGUUGGGGGGGUACCCGCCCUUGGACUGGUCCCUCCAAGGUCAGGAACCGGGGAGCAGAGCUGAGCUCUUGGGUGCCUGCAAAGGGACUGGGAGGCCACUUCCUGGGGGGGGGGGUGAUUGAGCUCAUGGCUCAGCCUGCAUGCCAGAAGGGCUGGAAGGCUUACAGGCAGGAAGGUUAACAUUCUGGCGAGGAGAAAAGUGGCUCUCCUUUCCUGUCCGUUCUAAAGGCACUUGGGGAGACAGUUCCAUUCUUGAAACCUCCCAACCCCAACUCUCUUUCCAACCUCCCCCAUUCCACCCCAGAGAGACUGCUGCAGUCUCUCAAGGAAGUGUUGUUUGAUGGGAGACAUCAUGCCUGACCAAUUCAGUCACACCACAGAGAUCUGACAGAGUAUUUCAUGUGCAGUCAGCAGGUUUCCCUGGAACCGUUUGUCUAAGGGUCUAGCGGCUAAGCCCCCAGUUGCAAGGUUGGGAGUAGGGUGACUGAACUGAAAGGUUUUUCCGACCCGCCUUGGCUUUUAGUUCCGCCACUCUACCAGAAACCUCCUCCAACCAGCUUAGAGACCCCAAAAUAACCAACCCAAUGGGGUCCUUGGAGAGAGAGCCCUUCAGGGACUCAUGCUAAGCCCCCAAUAGAUGGCAGACACAUUUUAAAAAGCCUUGGUAAUGGGAAUGGUGGAGAGUAAAAUAAAUUGAUCAAGCAAUACUUUAUCCAAUCAGAUGCCUCAGCAAAAUCUCAGCAUUAAUUGGGCACCAAUUGGCUUCUUCUAAAACCUAAUUAAAAUAACAACCCAAACCAUCUCUUUUGCUGAGGCAGCUACUCUGUUAUCAAAUUUUAGACCAUUUGAACUUCAAUUGGACAUCAUUGGGUUAUAAAUUGGCUUCUAAAAACCUAAGAAAAUCCAUUUUAAAAAACUUUGCUGAGGGAGCAACAACCUCGGUGAGAUUAGAACCGGGACACCAAUUGGCUUCUAAAAACCAAGACAAUUUUUCACAAAAGCAAUUCAGAAAGUACCCUUGGACCACUCCCUGAUCCAAGCAGAGCUCUGGGCAGAAGCUCUACCAAUUCCCAGCAUAAUGGGCAUCCUGGAGGCUGCCCCAGGUCCCCCUCUGGGGCUAGCUGCCCUUUGCCAACAUCGGGUAGUCCUUACUGACCAGAGAAGCUUCCUUUCAGUGUGUCUCUCUAACUUGGCCACCCCACCCGGGCCAUCCGGAGACCGUGGCACUCUCUGCUGUCCCAACAUCCCUGGAUCCCAUUGACAGAACCAUCCUCUCUGAUCCCUCCAUCUCCACCCUGGUCUUUGCUGGGUUUUCCCAGAGGCUUCUGGAAGACCCAGAGGGAGGAAUCGUCUCCUCUCCCGGCUUUGUCAUCACUCAAAGACCACUAAACCUGGGGGUUCGAUACUUGUUAUUGGCUUCUGUUUUGUACAACAGGGGGUGGGGGGAGAUACUGUAUCCGGGCUGAUGGAUUCAUGUAUGUAUGCUCAGCUUUAUUAAUAUGCAAAACUUUCUCUUCUCAAGUUUUGCAAAUAUCAUAACUUGCAUUAUCAAUAAAGCAACCAGUUAUUCUUGC